CGGCGCGGUGGCGGCGGCCCCGGGGGAGCGGGCGCCGCGCGCGCUCCCAUUGGCCGCCCCGCCGUCAGCUGCUCCUAUUUUCUGCUGUCGCUUUUGGCGCUCGGCCAUCCAGAAACAAACCACUUCGAUGACUCCUAAUAGUUAUCGCCAGAUGUACUAAUACACAACAAAUCACGGUCCGGGAGAGGGGGAGAGCAAAUGAGUUCCUAUUUUGUGAAUCCCACUUUCCCGGGGAGCCUGCCCGGGGGCCAGGACUCCUUCCUCGGGCAGAUCCCCCUGUACCCGGCGGGCUAUGAUGCUCUCAGGCAUUUUCCGGCUUCGUACGGGGCAAGCAGCCUGCAGGACAAGACUUACACCUCACCUUGUUUCUACCAACAGUCCAACACCGUCAUUGCUUGCAGUCGGGCUUCCUAUGAGUACGGAGCCUCUUGUUUUUAUUCGGACAAGGACAUUAGUAGCGCCUCUCCUUCCGGCAGUGGCAAACAGAGGGGGCCCGGGGACUACCUGCACUUUUCUCCCGAUCAACAGUACAAAACCAGCGGCGGCCAAGCCAAAAUUAUAAAUGACGAAGGCACCGACCGGAAGUACACGAGCCCUGUUUACCCCUGGAUGCAGCGGAUGAACUCCUGCGCUGGUACAGUAUAUGGAACACAUGGGAGACGAGGGAGGCAAACUUACACCAGAUACCAAACGCUAGAGUUAGAGAAGGAAUUUCAUUUUAACAGAUACUUAACCCGAAGACGACGUAUUGAGAUUGCAAACGCUCUCUGCCUUACUGAACGCCAGAUUAAAAUAUGGUUUCAAAACAGGCGGAUGAAAUGGAAAAAGGAAAACAAAUUCAUAAAUUCCACACAGCCCAGCAGCGAAGAAACAGAGGAAAAGUCAGGGGAGUAGAACCACGUUUAAUAAACGCUACCAGGCCUUUCCUUAGCGCUUACUACUACUAUUAUUAUUAUUAUUUACCUUGUGUUCCUUCUGCUACUGAAAUCCUAUAGGUUUGUCACAGUCUAUUAAUCCCCAAAAGGCUUGGUUAAAAGAUGUAUAUUUGCAAUCAUCUGUGACUUACUCUAAUAUAUGUGGAAGCCCCAGCUUUCGAGCUACAGGCAUGUAUGUAUGUAACCAUCUUCCUAAAGCGUAUAUGGCGUCGGUUAAAGCAUUAGAGAAUUGGCCCAGAAUUUUAAAUGUUUGAGAUUAGCAUCUCAAAUGGGUGAGUGGGUGGGUGUCCCUGGUGUGCUUGUGUGAGAAAAGAUAAGCAAAUUAUUUUUUAUCUUUUUUUUUUUUAAUUAGAAAUGCUUUUAUUGUAGAAAGACAAGAGAUUUUAGAAAAUAUUUGGUUUAUGUUUUUGCUAGCUCCCGUUACGGCGGGCCAUCUCGUUAUUCUAUGUUUAGGAGUUUAUGAUCCGCAGGGGAAAAAAAAGUUUUAGCUAUGUAUAAGAUAUUUAAAGAGCAAAUGGAAGAAAAUUUCUUUUAAAAAACGUUGUAUAAAUCCCUGUGUAUAAACUUUCAGUUAAAGCGAAGAUGAAUUGCAGGGAUAUUUUUUUUUUAAAUGUCGCUAAACUGCUUAGUCUGCACUAUAGUAUUAAAGUAAAAACUCGGUGUUAAACUUCAGGGGAAGCGAGGGAAGAGGUUUUGAAGCGGGCAAUUUUCUGUGGUUCCCGUUGAGCUUACGCUAAGGUUUUGGUGAGCUCAGCUCUGCACUGAAGGGGCUUUGAAUUAUGGACUACAUUUCUUGGGGCUUCGUGAGCUUAGAUCGAUCUUUUCCCCUUUAAUCUCUCUUUCUUUCUCUCUUUCUUUCUUUCUUUCUUUCUUUCUUUCUUUCUUCCUUCCUUCCUUCCUUGCUUCCUUCCUCUCUUUCUUAUUUGAAGAAAAGGUCUUAUUAACUUGGGGAUUUUCUUUCCUGCUUCUGCGGUAUCUUAAUUCACAUUCGCAUUACUUAGCACUGGAAAAAAAUAAAUUGAUACUUUGAAGAAAAAUAGCUGCCAUAAAAUGCUUCCACUUCGAGAUUUGUAAAAGUAAAAUAAGGGCAGAAAAAAUAUUGAUUAAUAUAUACAUUACAUCUCUAUAUUAUAUUGCAUGUGCAUGUGAAGCUGUGUAGAAAUGCACUUGUAUACGCAUCGAGGCUCUUUUGUUUGGAAGGCAGCACAAUUUGGGCUACCACUCUAAAUGUUUUAAAAGCCAAAUCUGGAGAAUAUAAUGCAAAAUGGCUACCACCGCAUUUAGAGGAUUUUUUCCUCUCCGAGAGGCGAUGAAAUAACGGCAGCCGUAAAGUCGCCUGGAAUCUGAACCCCUAGUUGGAAAAAACGCUGCACGAUUUUCAUCUUUAAUAGAUAUCUGCCAUUUCACAUCGGCAGGACCCGGCUGCUUCUCGAAAGCUCCGGCACGGGAAUAAGUGUGGGGGAAAUUAUAUAUCUAUGUAUAUAUAUGUAGAAGGGACAUAAACCUCGCCAGCAUCCGAGAACGGAUCGUGUAGGAUUUGAGCACCGGCGUAAAAAACCCUCGCACGGAGGCGAAGGCAGGCACAAAGCGGAGCGCUCUCUGCACGCCCAUCUCCCCGGCGGCCGGCUCGCAGGAGCAAUGCCGCCAGCCCCGCAGCCUCGCCGCCGGUGCGGGUGCCGGUGCCGGUGGCGGCGAGCCCCGCUCCGCUCCGCGCCUCUCCGCGCCGCUCCGCGCCGCCGUCGGGGGCCGUCACCCCGGGCCGACCCC
Messenger RNA from Pyrgilauda ruficollis (rufous-necked snowfinch), 2702 nucleotides. It is a transcript of the gene HOXA6, whose product is annotated as homeobox A6. Gene Ontology annotation, biological process: regulation of transcription by RNA polymerase II; anterior/posterior pattern specification. The transcript has 2 exons. The record is from RefSeq and is a predicted model, not a curated record. Gene Ontology annotation, molecular function: DNA-binding transcription factor activity, RNA polymerase II-specific; RNA polymerase II cis-regulatory region sequence-specific DNA binding. Gene Ontology annotation, cellular component: nucleus. Bases 199 to 894 code for a protein of 231 amino acids. Lineage: Eukaryota; Metazoa; Chordata; Aves; Passeriformes; Passeridae.